Messenger RNA from Ustilago hordei, 669 nucleotides. RefSeq names its product putative PRE3 - 20S proteasome subunit (beta1). Gene Ontology annotation, cellular component: proteasome core complex. The coding region runs from base 1 to 669 and encodes 222 amino acids. NCBI's taxonomy places the organism in Eukaryota, Fungi, Basidiomycota, Ustilaginomycetes, Ustilaginales, Ustilaginaceae. Gene Ontology annotation, molecular function: threonine-type endopeptidase activity. The transcript has a single exon. The record is from RefSeq and is a predicted model, not a curated record.
AUGGCAGUCAACGGCAUGGACAUCACCACCCACCUCAAAAAGGGCGAAGUAAACCUCGGCACAUCCAUCAUGGCCGUCGCCUACGAUAAAGGUGUCAUCCUCGGCGCCGACUCUCGCACAACUAUGGGCUCCUACAUCGCCAACCGGGUAACCGACAAACUCACCCAUCUCUCUGAUCGAAUCUACUGCUGUCGUUCCGGCUCCGCAGCUGACACCCAAGCCAUCGCAGACAUCGUCACCUACUAUCUCGACAUGUACGCCGUCGAAUCCGGCGCUCCACCCCAAACCAAAGUUGCAGCAAACCUCUUCCAAGAAAUCGUAUACCAGAACAAGGAUCGCCUGAGCGCAGGAAUCAUCGUUGCAGGGUGGGAUAAGAAAGAUGGCGGGAGAGUGUUCAAUGUUCCAUUGGGGGGAGGAGUAUUUGAACAGCCAUGGGCAAUUGGAGGUAGUGGAAGUACGUAUAUCUAUGGUUAUUGUGAUGCGACUUGGAAAGCUGGGUGGGGAAAGGAGAAGACGAUCGAAUUUGUGAAGAAUGCUUUGGCGUUGGCGAUGAGAAGGGAUGGUUCGAGUGGUGGUACGAUUCGAUUGGUGGAUAUUACAGAAGAUGGCGUGGAGCGACAUUUUGUUCCUGGUGAUCAGUUGCCAGAACUUGCUGACAAGAUUGUAUAA